Molecule: messenger RNA, 3606 nt
Organism: Durio zibethinus
Lineage: Eukaryota; Viridiplantae; Streptophyta; Magnoliopsida; Malvales; Malvaceae
Product: amino acid transporter AVT6A-like
Biological process (GO): amino acid transmembrane transport
Cellular component (GO): membrane
Molecular function (GO): L-amino acid transmembrane transporter activity
Source: RefSeq, a predicted model, not a curated record
UAUGAUACUCAAAGUAAUAUACUACCGUGCCAUGGCACCUAGUUCAAAGUUCAUAGAGAAAAUGUCAAAGACAAAAUCAUAUGAUGAAAGCCUUGAUACAUCUCUAACUUAUAGGGAAGUGGCUCCUGUCCAUUUUCACCCUUUAGCGAUGAGUAAUUUGAGGGUAAAAUGGUGAAGUGCAGGUGCUUGGAUUCAAUUGCAGUGCUGUAGCCACACAUUUAGAAGGGCAGGCACACCACUGGACUGAGACCCAGGUUCGGUCGUUGAAGGAACUUGUGCGUCGAAAUUCUGUUUUCCAAGAUAGUUAGUCCUCACUCGCAUCUUGUUCAAGCAACUGAAUGCCCACCAAAGAUACUAUAGUGUAACAUGUUGCAUUCGGCCUUUUUUUUUUUGAAUUGCGUGAGUGAAAUAAGCCUGCAAUUGCCAGCCUUGCUAGUGGAGCCUCAAACCUUUAUUUAUAUUUUAUCAGCCACACCGCAAACAAACGUUUGAAAGCUGGACGUUCUUUGGGCUUUGAUCUUUUAAGACCUGGCUAGGAGAUGAGCGUAGACUCCAUUAUGGGCAUAACAAGAUCAACUAAUUCAUGAGUAUGUGGCCCAUGAUCACUUUAGUGUGGGUCUACCUUUUAGGCCCUCUUUACCCACGAAGCGGACGUGGGUUGACUGAAAGGCAACGGUCAGCUUGCUGACUUUUAACUCUUCGGUGGAUAGCGUAGCCGUUGCAAAUUGAAAGCUGAAACGCUCUCGAUGGUAAAAUGUACAGAAUCGUACACCGAUUAAUGUUCCAUUUUAAGCAACAAAAUUUAAAAAAAAAAUUAUGAAAAGGGGUUUAUUGGCUGGCAGGUGUCUGGUCGCCAUUGGCUUUUCUUCUGCUUCCCGAAUCAUAUCGAGCAGUUCCUCUUUGUUAUUUAUAAUCAAACGACACCAAAAGAAAGGCCGUCCAACGAACGGAUUCUUCAAAGUCGAAGACCUUUAUUGGCAAGACUACAUCACCUACAAUAUCCUGGCUACAGUUUUCUCCUGAAAUUUCACGUCAUUUAGACGUGCCAACACGUGAUUCCCCCACGUCAGUUCCCGCAUGAAGACCUCCCUAACGUCCAUAUAUUAUUUUACGCCGGCUUAGGACUUCCUCCCGUCGAGUCGCUUCUUCCACCCCUUCAACGGUCUUAAUCACCAACCUUAUAAAUGACGAUUAUGCCCUCGUCAGACCGUAAAUACCGGCGGAGUCCCCGAACGCCUCUCCUCCCUCAAAAGUUCGAAGACCAAUUAUUCGAGGCUCAUGAAUCCGGCUUCGAUGGCGCCUCGAUUUCAGGAGCCGUAUGUAACCUCUCGACCACCAUCGUGGGAGCCGGAAUCAUGGCGCUCCCAGCCACCGUCAAUCAACUGGGUCUAAUUCCUGGCCUAAUCACAAUCAUAUUCGUCUUUAUGUUAACGGAAUCAUCAAUUGAUAUGAUUCUCAGAUUCAGCCGAGCCUCUAAAUCCGCCACAUAUUCAGGCGUUGCCGCCGACGCUUUCGGUGGGGUGGGCCGUAACCUCCUUCAAGCCUGCAUUGUCAUCAACAACUUGGGCAUGCUUGUGGUUUACAUGAUCAUCAUAGGUGAUGUGUUGUCGGGGACAUGGGUAGAUGGCUUCCACCACAGGGGAGUAAUGGAAGAAUGGUUCGGUGAACAUUGGUGGACCACGCGUUUGGCUUGGCUCUUGUUCACCACACUUUUCGUUUUUGCUCCUCUAAUUUCAUUCAAGCGCGUUGAUUCAUUGAGAUACACAUCAGCAUUGUCGGUUGGUUUGGCGGUUGUGUUUGUGGCAAUAACAGCGGGAGUUGCAAUUGUUAAGUUGAUGGAAGGGAAAAUUGGAAUGCCUCGUCUAAUGCCAAAACUUGUUAAUCAGGCAUCGUUUUGGAAGCUUUUCACCACCGUUCCUGUUAUAGUUACUGCUUUUAUAUGCCACCAUAAUAUACUCCCAAUAGAGAAUGAAUUGAAAGCCCCUACACAGAUGAAGUCAAUAGUUAGAAAGUCCCUCACAUUAUGCUCUUCUGUCUACAUUGCUACCAGCUUCUUUGGAGUUUUUCUCUUUGGAGAUCAUACUUUGGAUGACGUGCUUGCCAACUUUGAUGGUGAUCUUGGAAUUCCAUAUAGUUCAUUGCUUGAUGAUUUGGUCAGAGUGAGCUAUGGUCUUCACCUGAUGCUUGUUUUCCCAAUUGUGUUUUUCUCACUUCGUCUCAACGUAGAUGGUCUUUUAUUUCCGUACGCCAUUCCUAUUGCUUUUGACAACAGGAGGUUCUUCUCUGUAACAGUAGCUCUUAUGGGUUUUAUCUUUAUGGGAGCCAACUUUGUUCCUAGCAUCUGGGAUGCCUUCCAGUUUACUGGUGCAACUGCUGCGGUUUGUGUUGGCUUUAUCUUUCCAGCUGCAAUCACCCUUAGGGAUAUCCAUGGAAUUGCAACAAAGAAUGAUAGACUAAUAUCAUGGAUGAUGAUUAUUCUUGCUGUCUCAACAAGCACCGUGGCUGUGACUAGUGAUAUUUAUAGCAUUUUUAGUGUUGACCAAGGAGUUGUAACCUGAUUUUAUGGAAGGGUCCUUGUAUAUCUGGUUUUGCUGGUUCAUUGACAUAGUGGGAAACUCAAGGGCAAGGGGACGGGAACAAUCUGGGUUUCUUUCAUGCAGCUUAAUGUGAAAGCAUGACGAAUAGAGUGACUGUUCCAGCAUCUCGUGAGGUUUGAUACUAACUAUUCUCUGAAGUAAUGCAGGUGAUUUAGUUGUUAUUUCUUGAUUCUUUGGUAGAGUAUUUCAAUUACUGAUUUUGGUGUCUUAUCUGCCUCCUUUUACAGAAUUGAAAAUAUUCUGGUCUGGAUGAAAAAGUGUCAAUUCCAAAUUUAAAACAAGUUUAACAUUGCUCAUCUUUUGGAUGGAAUUUUAAAGCAAGGACAUCACAUACUAAAAGGCAAUGACAAUCUCUAUCGUUUAUUUAAAAAUAAUAGUAAUAAUAGUAAUAAUAAUAAUAAUUAGUGCGUUACAGAUAAUGCCAACACUAUGCUUCAUAACCAUACAUGUAAUUAAGGUUUUUUUUUUUUAAUUUAUUCCCUAUUUGUUUUUUUUGGUAUUUGAGAUUGGUAAAGAUUUCAUCCUGAAAUUGUUCCAUUUGUCAUAUGGUUUGUGUUUUGUUUUUAGAAAACUGGGGCGAGUCCAAUGGUUUUGGACCUUUAUACCAGAGCUUUGCGGACGUCUUUCUUUCUAGCUAAUGUUUGGGUGCCCUUGUAGGAUUGGAUGGAUUGACAUUUUACAAAUUGGGCUUUGAGGCCUAUUUAAUUGAUGGGUGAAUUUUAUGGGCAUUUUUAAGCAUGCAUACAUAAACAACAUAAGGCAACGUUGUCACCCCCAAACUGUCUCGGGAGGAGUCAUCUCCACAAUUUUGACAUGAGCAUUGCGUUGUAGCCGCUUCAUUUUCCUUUAGCAAACCCACAUUUUCUUAACACUUGUCGCAUAAACAUUGUUCCCUCCCUGUCCCAAUCUUUCCGAGACAAGUUAUUUUACAGUUGUUUCCCGUAUGUUCUAAAAUCAACCCUUUGAAAGUAGAUGAGAGAAUUGCAAUGACAGUCAUAUUCAUACAAAA